This is a messenger RNA of Suillus fuscotomentosus, 838 nucleotides long. RefSeq lists its product as uncharacterized. NCBI's taxonomy places the organism in Eukaryota, Fungi, Basidiomycota, Agaricomycetes, Boletales, Suillaceae. Bases 37 to 519 code for a protein of 160 amino acids. The transcript has 2 exons. The record is from RefSeq and is a predicted model, not a curated record.
CCAUAAAUUUCCCACGCUGUUCUGCCUCUUCACCAUAUGUUACUGCGUUCAGUCAGACAAGCAAGGCGCGUGUGGCGUCGUUCUCUGAAUGUCCCUUUGCAAUACUCGACGUCUCGAGCGACAGUUGAAACCGACAAGUAUGGUAUACCACUUACGCCCACCUGGUCCGUCCAGGAAUUAUUGUCUUCUUAUCCAGCUCCGUCGAUAUCACCAGCCACAUUCAAACGAUUGCAUGAGCUGUCUGCAUUAUUACCACCCGAAGAGGGUACACAGGAAUAUGUAAAGCUAAAGCACGAACUCGAGGAAUUGAUCAAGCUUGUGGAGGCCACGAAGCUGAUCAAAGUAGAGGAAACGGGCAAUGUAGGCAUCCCAGACGGGCGGGUAAUAGCAGAAGGGUCUGGGAUACCGCUCGACAGAACACCACGCGAGAACGGAGAUGUGAGAGGUCGGGAUCUACUCUCAUAUGCGAGCCGUAGCGCGAAUGGGAUGUACGUCGUCGAGACAGAUCGCUCUAGAUGAUUCACUCUUGGAGAGCACACAAGUUCUACAGUCGCGCCCCCAGUGAUGAUUUUGCACCAUUAAUGUAUAAUCAGUAGACAUCCACAAUGCAUUCACAUUCAACAUCACAAGCAGGACUAAACCAACUCGUAAUGAGCAUCAAUCCCGUCGCAAAAAAUUAGGCUCCCUUCUCGUGAUAAUAUAAAGGCAGCAUAGUUGAUACAAUAUGUUACAGCGAGCCGUGCCCACCCGUAGAGCCGAACCCCCCUGCUCCACGUGGUGUUUCAUCGAGGUUCUGCUGGAUGAUCAAUCACAUAACUAAGAACGUGAGUAAGCAAGA